GAUAAACUAAAACAGAAAUUCGACAAUGAUGUAAUGGAUUUUGGGUCCCAUUAACACUUUCUAUCAAAUCUGAAAAUUUCCCGAGAUUGAACUAUACGAAUUAAUUUCAUUUUGAAAUUUAAAAAUCGAUGUUUAUGUUUAUAUAUAUAGACGCUGCUCAUUGUAUUGUUAUUUUUCAGAUAUUCACAAUGGGAGAAAGCUCAUCGUCACCACGAGGGAGAAACUUGAGUGAUUUCAUUGAUCAUAAUGCCUCAUUUUCUUCCUCCUCUUCAGUAAUGAAGCUGUUUGGUGUCGCCGUCACUGAUGGCGGCAUAGCUCCGGCGACAGAACAACCAGACUGUGACAGCAAAAGAUUCGAGUGCCAAUAUUGCAAAAGAGACUUCGCCAAUUCUCAAGCAUUAGGUGGCCAUCAGAAUGCACACAAGAAAGAACGGCAAAGAUUAAAAAGGGUGCACUUCAUGAGUAACCAUCACCGGCGUUUUGCAGCGCCGGUGACCAUUAUCAAUGCACAUGCAGCAAGAUCUGGACAUUUCCAGCAACCGCAGAUGGCGGUGGUGGAUCACUAUAUAUGUCCUUCGUCACCACCACAGGUACUGUCCGGUGUUCCUCUAAGAUUUCCUAGCAGGUUUUACAUCGGACGACCACAGCAUCUCAGCCUUACCACGGCUGGUAUGAGUUCAAAUUCGUCAAGGAUGAUCGAAGCAGCAGAUGAUAACGGUGAUGGUGUAGACGUUGAUCUGCAUCUUUGAUGGUUCCAGCUGCGGAGCUGCCAAUAACUUUUAUUUUUUUAUUUUUUGUUUCUAAAUUCUAAUUAAUUUUGGGUUAUAAUCUAAUUUUGUUUCCAUGUUUUGGUAUUAGUAUAUCUCUUAUAUCAAAUAUUAAUUGAAGCAUAUGUUCUUUUUCUCAA
Lactuca sativa (garden lettuce) is the source of this 907-nucleotide messenger RNA. Its product is annotated as zinc finger protein GIS3. The record is from RefSeq and is a predicted model, not a curated record. Gene Ontology annotation, biological process: cytokinin-activated signaling pathway; trichome differentiation; trichome morphogenesis. Gene Ontology annotation, molecular function: transcription cis-regulatory region binding; DNA-binding transcription factor activity. Lineage: Eukaryota; Viridiplantae; Streptophyta; Magnoliopsida; Asterales; Asteraceae. Gene Ontology annotation, cellular component: nucleus.